AUGUCUCGGACGGUGCUCCUCCUCCUCCUCCUCGCCCGCGCUCGCGGGGCGCUCGUCCCGCCACCCAUUUCGCGAGUGGUGAUGAAGUUCGGCGGGUCGAGCGUGCGGGACGCCGAGCGGAUCGCGGAGGUUGCGUCUCUGGUCCGGGCGCAGAUGGUCGAGCACAGCGUGCAGCCUUGCCUCGUAUGCUCCGCCAUGGGGAAGACGACCAACGGGCUUCUCGCCGCCGCGGACCGUGCGAUCGACGAGGGCACGGUCGACCUCUCGACCGUCCGUGCGCUCCACGUCGAUACGCUCGACGCACUCAGCAUCUCCGGCACCGAUGCGAGCGAGGUCGUGGAGCUCCUCGACAAGUGCGAACGGACGUUGGAGGGCGUCGCGCUGCUGGGUGAGCUCUCGCCGCGCACGCGCGACCUGGUAGUCUCGUAUGGCGAACGGUUGAGUGGUCGAGUCGUCGCAGCGACGCUGCGGCGGCAGGGCGUGCGAGCCCAGCAGCUCGAGGCGUGGGACGUGGGCGUCGUGACGACCGACGAGUUUGGCGAGGCGACUCCGCUCGACCAGUCGUGGGAGGGUAUCGCGGCGAGCCUCCUGCCGGUGAUGGAGGAGGGGACAGUCCCAGUCGUCACCGGCUUCAUCGGCAAACCUCGGGGCCGGCGGCUCGCGGGCCACUGGGGACGGGUCACGACUCUCGGGAGAGGAGGGUCCGACCUGACCGCCUCGCUCCUCGGCGCCGCCGCCGGCUUCGACGAGGUUCAGGUGUGGAAGGACGUGGACGGCAUCCUGACGGCAGACACCCGCGCCGACUGCGGGCGGCAGCGUGCACGCGCGGACCCGCGCAUCUGCCCUGCGGCGGCGCCCGUCGCACGAGUCACGUUUGACGAGGCGGCCGAGCUCGCCUACUUCGGAGCACAGGUGCUGCACCCGCUCGCGAUGCAGCCGUGUCGCCGCGCCGGCGUGCCGUUCCGGGCAGCAAGCUCUCUGGUCAAAAACUCGUACAACCCGGCGGCGGAGGGGACGCUGAUCAGCGCCGACGGGUCGGCUUGCUCCGAGACGCGCCUUGUCUCGGCCAUCACCUCGAAGAACGGCGCGCGGCUCCGCGGGGAGGAGCAAGGCGCGUACGGCUUCCUCGCGCGUGUGUUCGCCGCGUUUGACCGCUGGCGCAUCUCGAUCGACGUCAUCGCCUCGAGUGAGGUCUCUGUCUCGCUCACCCUCAACAAGAACCAGCUCCUCGAGCGGCGCUCCAUCAGCGCGCUCGAGCACCUUCCUGCAGGCGUCGAGCGGUCCGAGGCGCUCGUCGGGCUGAUGGCGGACCUCGAGCAAGUGGCCAACGUGCGCGUCUCGGGCGGCCACUCCAUCGUCACCCUCAUCGCGAACGUCGGCUGCUCGUCCGCCGUCGUCUCCGCCGUCUGCGCGGCGAUGGACCGGCUCGGCAUCCCGGUGCAGAUGAUCUCGCAGGGCGCGUCCAAGGUCAACAUCUCGAUCGUGGUGCCCGAGGAGCGCGCCGUCGAGGCGGUGCAGGAGCUGCACCGCCACUUUUUCGAGCAGCCCCCGGAUUGCGCCGGCGCCAGCUGA
Molecule: messenger RNA, 1572 nt
Organism: Emiliania huxleyi CCMP1516
Lineage: Eukaryota; Haptophyta; Isochrysidales; Noelaerhabdaceae
Exons: 7
Coding region: 1-1572 (523 amino acids)
Biological process (GO): amino acid biosynthetic process
Molecular function (GO): aspartate kinase activity
Source: RefSeq, a predicted model, not a curated record